Molecule: messenger RNA, 429 nt
Organism: Arabis nemorensis
Lineage: Eukaryota; Viridiplantae; Streptophyta; Magnoliopsida; Brassicales; Brassicaceae
Source: the annotation of a GenBank genome assembly
AUGUCUCUCGCCAUUGUCACCAUGAUUAGAGUGACUAGGAAGCUGACCGAAUCAACCAUAUACUCGAGCGCUGUUUACUGUGACGGCAACUCAAUGAACAAGAGUUGGAUGCAGUCAGAGUCAAUGUCCACAGCUACCAUCUCAGGGGAUGAUUUCAUAGCGGUCAUGAAACGUAUGGCUGAGCUCGAGCAGAAAGUGACCAUCUUGAGUGCGCAGCCAACAAGUAUUAUGCCUCCUGAAAAGGAAGAAAUGCUGAAUUCUGCAAUUAGCCAAGCCGAUGUAUUGGAACAAGAACUCGCUGCAACCAAGAAAGCUUUGGAUGAUUCUCUUGACCCACAAGUGGAUCUCGUGGCAUACAAAGAAGAAGAAGAAGAUGAAGAAAGAAAGAAAGCCUCUUGGAGAGUCAGAGAAAUUGAAAUGGUGGAUUGA